Messenger RNA from Cetraspora pellucida, 226 nucleotides. The record is from the annotation of a GenBank genome assembly. Lineage: Eukaryota; Fungi; Glomeromycota; Glomeromycetes; Diversisporales; Gigasporaceae.
UUUUGCUUUAACCAAUAAAUCAUUUGUAUUAGUAGCCAAAGCAUUUCAAAAAAUUUAUGAUAACACAAAUUGCCCUCUUAUUUGGCCAAAUGUUUUAAUUAUUGAUAAAGGUACAGAAUUUUUAGCUAUUGCUAAACAUGACUAUCAAAAAUUUGAAAAACAUGCUUAUUUUCAGCAAGAUGCAGAAGAUUUUCAUUUACCUUUAACUAAUAAAUCUAGAUCAUAG